CGGCGGAAACUGGCGCAAGCAAGAUGGCCUCCACCAAGCGUGUGCUGUACGUGGGUGGGCUAGCAGAAGAGGUGGACGACAAGGUUCUUCAUGCUGCCUUUAUCCCUUUUGGAGAUAUCACAGAUAUUCAGAUCCCUCUGGAUUAUGAAACAGAAAAACACAGAGGAUUUGCUUUUGUUGAAUUUGAGUUGGCAGAGGAUGCUGCGGCAGCUAUCGACAACAUGAGCCACAAAGAUAACCAAAGCAGCUGCCAGCGUUUGAAGGAUAGACUGAAUUUCUUAACUUGUGUGUGUGUGUGUGUGUGUCUUUUCCUUCCAGUUUGGUCAGAUGAUGACUGGUUGAAGAAGUUUUCUGGGAAGACUCUUGAAGAGAAUAAAGAAGAAGAAGGACCCGAGCCUCCCAAAGCAGAAACCCAAGAGGGAGAGCCCACUGCACAGAAAGCCCGGUCAAAUCCUCAGGUGUACAUGGACAUCAAGAUUGGAAACAAGCCAGCGGGGCGCAUCCAAAUACUCCUGCGGUCUGAUGUUGUGCCCAUGACAGCAGAGAAUUUCCGUUGCCUAUGCACCCAUGAAAAGGGCUUUGGCUUCAAGGGAAGCAGCUUCCACCGCAUCAUCCCCCAGUUCAUGUGCCAGGGUGGUGAUUUCACAAAUCACAACGGCACAGGGGGCAAGUCCAUCUACGGAAAGAAGUUCGAUGAUGAAAACUUCAUCCUCAAACACACAGGACCAGGCCUCCUUUCCAUGGCCAAUUCUGGGCCAAACACCAAUGGCUCCCAGUUCUUCCUGACCUGUGAUAAGACAGACUGGCUGGAUGGCAAGCAUGUGGUAUUUGGGGAGAUCACGGAAGGCCUGGAUGUCUUGCGGCAGAUUGAGGCUCAAGGCAGCAAGGAUGGGAAGCCAAAGCAGAAGGUGAUCAUCGCUGACUGUGGCGAGUACAUGUGACGCUGCGCGCUCUGCUCUCGCCUCUGUAAGACGUGGAGCGGCCUGGCCUGGGGCCCUGGUGCUGAGUGGUUUCUGUGAAGCAAGCUGUGUGUGGCCCAAGCCUCUCCUCAGGGUCAAGUGACUUAGCAGCAGCUCGCCUGCAGUGCCCAAGGUUUUCUUCAGACAUGGCAGGGCCUAAAAGCCAGCAUAGGCAGUGUGCUGCCACCGCCUGUCUUAGGCUGUCUGUAGUUGCUGGGUGGCUUCUUUGCUAAAAUAAACUGGUUUUUGCCUCCA
This is a messenger RNA of Psammomys obesus (fat sand rat), 1214 nucleotides long. RefSeq names its product peptidylprolyl isomerase E (gene Ppie). The transcript has 9 exons. Gene Ontology annotation, biological process: protein peptidyl-prolyl isomerization; protein folding. The record is from RefSeq and is a predicted model, not a curated record. Gene Ontology annotation, cellular component: intracellular membrane-bounded organelle. Bases 24 to 941 code for a protein of 305 amino acids. Gene Ontology annotation, molecular function: peptidyl-prolyl cis-trans isomerase activity; RNA binding. Lineage: Eukaryota; Metazoa; Chordata; Mammalia; Rodentia; Muridae.